AUGGGUCUCAACAAGAAGCUGCAGCAAUUAAGGCAUUCUGCAGCAGCAGCAGCGGCAGUCCGCAGGUUCAUUGUCAAGGAUAGUGUUGAACAACGAAUCGCUCAGCUGCACAAAACACGCAUCGCCUCGAAAACCCCCAGCGAAGCCCUUCUUUGCGAGCGGCUGUCUUUGGAAGAUCUCCACGAAUUGUUGCAGAUUGGAAGGAAAGAAGCAGCAGCAAAUCCUGCAGCAGCGGCUUCACCUGCUGCUGCUGCUGCUGCUGCUGCUCGGGCCGAGGCUCCCGCUGCCUCCACAGCGGCAGGAGCAGCAGCAGCAGCAGAGGCCUUUUGUGGCGAGCGUUCGCUAGAGUGUUUAGCAGCAGACCCACAAGCAGGUGAUUACACAGCCGCAGAAACAACAGGAACAGGAGCAGAAACUACUACGGAUGCAAUCCCAUCCACAGCAGCAGGAAGCUCCGCGCUGCGGCUGCUACAGGGUGUUUCGGGUACGCAGGAAGUAGAUCAGGAAGCACGAUGGAGUGAGGCAGCAGCAGCAGCAGCAAGCGACAAAGCAGACGCCCUGCAGUCUUUCCUCGAGGACGUCUAG
This is a messenger RNA of Eimeria maxima, 585 nucleotides long. RefSeq lists its product as hypothetical. Bases 1 to 585 code for a protein of 194 amino acids. Lineage: Eukaryota; Apicomplexa; Conoidasida; Eucoccidiorida; Eimeriidae. The record is from RefSeq and is a predicted model, not a curated record. The transcript is spliced from 3 exons.